Messenger RNA from Colius striatus (speckled mousebird), 1278 nucleotides. RefSeq lists its product as uncharacterized. The transcript is spliced from 6 exons. Bases 87 to 758 code for a protein of 223 amino acids. The record is from RefSeq and is a predicted model, not a curated record. Lineage: Eukaryota; Metazoa; Chordata; Aves; Coliiformes; Coliidae.
CAUGCAGCUUCAUCCCUGACUCCAGUGUUUCAGCUCAUAGGCUCCACAAGCAACAAGUAACUAAUCCUUGGUCUCCUGCAGAAAAAAUGCUGUUCAGCUCCUGCUCACUCUGGAAAAUGCUGGUUUUUAUAAGUUUAGCAGUUCUUCUUGCAGGUUUGACAGAAAUUGGAGCUUUUGAUGGUCGAAGUGAAUGUAAAAGUGCAGCCAUAGAUGAUGUGAAGGAAAGUCUUGAGAAAUAUUCAAAAUGCCUUCCUGAAAUGAUAGCCAAAGGUGAAAAAGCUUCAAUCAAUUUCGUUGUCUGGACACUGCAAGAAACACUGGACAUCCUGCGACCUGCUCAAGAGAAAUUUUGCAGGCAGCUGCCUCCCUGCCCACUCCCACUAGCCCCUAGAAAUGGUGGGCUGGUGUGUGUCACCAUUGACAAUGCUCAGUACUGCAAACCCAUGUGCAACAAGGGUUAUGACUUUCAGUUCCUCCGAAGCAGCAGAUUGUAUGAAGUGUGUGGCAAUGCCACCGGGUUUUCCUGGACAACGCAGUUUGUUGGGGGAAGGACACUGGCUGUUUGUAACCCCUCUGAGAUGGCCAUUGGUGGAGCUAAAUCUGCCUACUUCCCUACCAACAGCACCUGCCUGCACACAUUAGCCUUCACCCAGACUGAGAGAGAGCAGCUGAACCUCUUCCUCAAAGAGCUUGGCGAGCAAGGCAUUGACAUCUCCAACCACGAUGAGGAGGCUGAUUGUAUCAUCUGUGGUUACUAGCACCAGAAGCCUUGUGCCACAGACCAACGAUCCACCUGCAAUUUGACCUGAGUAUUUUAACAAGUGGAGCAGUGAAAUCAUUGCUGACACAUAAACAUACAGCUUUUAUUUAAUUAAAUGACUAGAGAUCACAGUUAUCACUUGACCUCAGCUUUUGGGUACUGACAUAUAGGCUCAACUUAAUCACACAGCUCAUGACAGAGGUGUUUCAAAGGAAACAGAGCAUUUUUAUGACUUUAAUUUGGUACCUGCAAAUAAAGAAUUAGAGUUGUUUAAUGGAUGCAGUCAUCAGAUUUGAACACAAUAAUUGUUAUAAUAAAUUGUCUUCACUGAGAAAAGGACAUACUUUUAGCUGUUUUAACAGCUGGUAAUUAAUCACUGUUGUUGCUCUGGUGACCAUUAAAGCAAUGUAAGUCACAACAGUUACUGGUUGUAGGGGUAUAAUUCUUUACACAUGUGCCUACUUGACUAGGGGUUAAAUUAGGCUGUACCUACAGCUGCUUAGAGUAUUGUGGUUUGU